This is a messenger RNA of Pundamilia nyererei, 469 nucleotides long. Its product is annotated as centrosomal protein 224-like. The transcript has 6 exons. The record is from RefSeq and is a predicted model, not a curated record. NCBI's taxonomy places the organism in Eukaryota, Metazoa, Chordata, Actinopteri, Cichliformes, Cichlidae. The annotation marks the transcript as partial.
AUAAAACAGACGGAGCAGAGCAAGACUCGGUCAGAACCUGCAGGACCCCCCACAGGACCAGGAUUACCCCGGACCUCCAGGACCGCCCCGAGAGCUUGUUACGAUGUGGCUGCUUCUGAUGAUCGUCAGCCUGCUGGAUCAGAACCAGGCUGCGCCACUUCCAGGAGACCUCCAGAGCCUUCAGCUUCUCCUGCAGAGCCAAGUGGACCAAACAGCACCUUCGGCCCCUCCUGACCCCGCUCAGAAGAUCACUUCCUCCUCCUCCUCCUCUUCAUCAGUUUCCUCGGAGUCAAGCCAGAGUUCAGAGGGUCCACAAAUGGUGCGAGAACGGCAGAACCUGGAGAACACGGCUGUGGAGCAGGUGGACUCCUCUCAGGAGAGUGAGGAGCUCCUCCAGCCUCCCAGUGACACCAACAGCACCACCAGCACCAACCUGUGGAUCAAUGAGCUAGUUUUACUGGGAGAGAGA